CCAUGCAGAAGCAAGGCUCGCCCCUCCAGACGUCGAGAUCCGUCUGUCGCAGUUAUCCACCAUUGUUUUAGCAUCUCGUUCCCCGAGCCGGCUUCGUUGCAUCGUCACGCUCCGGCUGCUGCGGCGCUCCAGCUCCAGCCCCUUCAACACUGCCGGAUGCUGCGCAAUGCACAGGUGAAGAGGCCCGCGUGGCAAUGCCGCCUGUGCGUGGCGCAUCUAGGACCCUUGCUGCACGCAUCAUUCCGCGACUUCAACUGUGAAAUUCUCAACGCUUUCCAUAUGCCUCCCAGACGGUCGCACAAAAAGUCGCGCGCGGGGUGUCGGCGCUGCAAAAAUCGCAAGAUAAAGUGUGACGAGGUUCAUCCACGAUGUGGAAAUUGCUCCAAACAUGGCGUCAUGUGUGAUUUCGAGAGCCGUCAAGUCCUCGACGAGCUGCACACGACCUCCACCCCGGCUAUCAAGAGCCCGCAGGCGCCCAUAUCCGCGCCCUCUUCAGUGAGCCCGGUGUCCAAGACCGCGCCAGCACCGACGACGGCGACGACUGCGACGACGGCAGCGUCACUAACGACAGCCAUGCCUGCAUACGAUGAUCGCCGAAUAUCGCCGCUGAGACUUUCUCCCCCGUCCACCAUCUCGACGCCGUCGCUCACGCUGCCAUCGGUUCCCAUCAUCACGUCCAUGACCAGGCAGGGAGACAGGCUCCUGGAGUUCCAGCUAUGGCAUCAGUACAUCACCAGCACUUCCAAGACUCUGGUCAUGAACUCUCCUGCCAGUACAGACAUCUGGCAGAAGGACGUACCGCGCUUCGCUCUCGAGGGACGGACAUACUUGAUUGAUGCCGUUUUGUCAGUGGCUGCUCUGCACUUGCGCUUCAAGAACCCCGAUGACAGGGUCAUGAUCGAGGCCUCCCAUGCCUACUCGGCGUCUACCUUGGCGGAGUACUGCCGCUCAUUGAACAAGGGCAUCACAGCAGAAAACGCAGAUGCCCUGUUUCUCACCUCGUGCCUCAUUGCGUUCCAGGCCACGGCCUCUCGGCUGUUUGUCAAGGAGGACGGGGACCCAUCGGACCCAGGCGACUCGCAUCGCCGAUAUGCGCUGCCGCUCUCCUGGUUUCACGCUUUUCAAGGAGUCAAGACCAUUGUGGCCACCUCCUGGCAGUGGAUCCGCAACAGCGCUACCGUCAAGGUCGUUAUCGACUCUCAGCCAGGCUUCAUGGACUUGAACCCCCUGGGUCCCGAUUCCUUCUUUGGCCAUCUUCUUGAUGGCUUGGAUGAGGAGCUGGAACAAGAGGACGAGGCCCACCGAGCGGCCACUAACCAGGGUUACUUCCAUGCCGUCUGCGUUCUUAACUGGGCUCAUAAGAACCACUACGCCCCUUCCGCGCUGGCUCUUCCAUCAACAGUUUCGCGUCGUUACGUUGAGCUGGUCGAAGCCAAGAGACCUCGCGCGCUGGCUAUUCUCGCCUGCUUCUUUGCGCUGCUCAAACGUAUGGACAACGUGUGGUGGCUGGAUGACGUUGCCCGUCGAGAGGUCAUGGGCCUUGUGAGCCUAUUCGAGACCGGCUCGAAAUGGUGGAGGCAUCUCGAAUGGCCCAUCAGAAUUGCGCUGUGGGACGGAGAAGCUGAUGCUAUCCCGGCCGAGAUAUGGGGCGUGGAGCGCAAGGAGAACCCAAGCAUGCCGUCUGCAGAGACGAUACUGAACCACAUCGACCUGAUGGCCAAGAUGAUGGACAGCACCCAAGGUCCGCAGUCAAUAGAGUCGAUACCCGUGGUGGGUGAUCUGGGCGGCUUGGUUCCUCCGCCCCUCGACUGAUUUACCCCCCCAGGACACCCAUUCCAGAAGUGUAUGAUUACGGCUGGCUUUGUGGCCGUUGGAUUAAGAAGGCGGCGUUGGUGUUCAUGGCAAUCACAUACAAGAUAUACCAGCAUGUUGAUUUUCUUUU
Molecule: messenger RNA, 1942 nt
Organism: Trichoderma citrinoviride
Lineage: Eukaryota; Fungi; Ascomycota; Sordariomycetes; Hypocreales; Hypocreaceae
Exons: 4
Coding region: 280-1812 (510 amino acids)
Biological process (GO): regulation of transcription by RNA polymerase II
Molecular function (GO): zinc ion binding; DNA-binding transcription factor activity, RNA polymerase II-specific
Source: RefSeq, a predicted model, not a curated record